Molecule: messenger RNA, 4402 nt
Organism: Chinchilla lanigera (long-tailed chinchilla)
Lineage: Eukaryota; Metazoa; Chordata; Mammalia; Rodentia; Chinchillidae
Gene: Lratd2
Product: family with sequence similarity 84, member B
Exons: 1
Coding region: 21-956 (311 amino acids)
Source: RefSeq, a predicted model, not a curated record
GAGCCAGAGUCCACAGCGUCAUGGGCAACCAGGUGGAGAAACUGACCCACCUAAGUUACAAGGAAGUUCCCACGGCCGACCCGACUGGCAUGGACCGGGACGACGGGCCCCGCAUCGGGGUCUCCUACAUCUUCUCCAAUGACGACGAGGACGCGGAGCCACAGCCUCCAGCCCAGGGUCCCGAGGGUGGCGGCGGGGUGCCCGACUGCGGGGAAGGUCCUCAGCUCCCUGCCGCGCAGCCUUACGACCCGCGGCUGCACGAGGUGGAGUGCUCCGUCUUCUACCGCGACGAGUGCAUCUACCAGAAGAGCUUUGCGCCGGGGUCGGCGGCGCUAAGCACGUACACACCGGAGAACCUGCUCAACAAGUGCAACCCCGGCGACCUGGUGGAGUUCGUGUCGCAGGCACAGUACCCGCACUGGGCAGUGUACGUGGGCAAUUUCCAGGUGGUGCACCUGCAUCGGCUGGAGGUGAGCAACAGCUUCUUGACCGACGCGAGCCAGGGCCGCCGCGGCCGCGUGGUCAACGACCUGUACCGCUACAAGCCGCUGAGCCCCAGUGCGGUGGUGCGCAACGCGCUGGCGCACGUGGGCGCCAAGGAGCGCGAGCUCAGCUGGCGCAACUCCGAGAGCUUUGCCGCCUGGUGCCGCUACGGCAAGCGGGAGUUCAAGAUCGGAGGGGAGCUGCGUAUAGGCAAACAGCCCUACCGCUUGCAGAUUCAGCUGUCGGCCCAGCGCAGCCACACGCUGGAGUUCCAGAGCCUGGAGGACCUGAUCAUGGAGAAGCGGCGCAAUGACCAGAUCGGCCGCGCCGCUGUGCUGCAAGAGCUCGCCAUGCACCUGCACCCAGCCGAGCCAGAUGAGGGCGACAGCGAUGCAGCGCGGACUACGCCGCCUCCCCGGCGCCCUCCGGAGCCGGGCUCAGAGGAGGAGGAGGGCGAUGGGGCAGCUCACUGAAGGCUUUUGAGCCACGAAAAGGAGAACCCUUUGCAGCAGCCGCUUACCCCUUCCUCUGCUCCCUCUUCGGUCACUCCGGGCCCCUUCUGGGAUUCCUGGGCCCUUUGGAAAACGGAGUUGAUGAAAUAUGCAGUGGGCCGUGGACUGGGGAGAAGAGGGGGGUAGGGAACAGGUAGGCGCACCCGAGCUGGAAGCCGGCUUUUCUUCCUGUCCCCUUUCAGUCUUCCUUUCCUCGGUGAGGCAAACUAGACUUGAUGGAGACUUAACCCCCGCGGGGUCUGGAUCCAGAGUUGACCCUUAUGCAAGCAAGGUUGGCAUAAAGUUCAGAGUGUCUGUGUCUGCCAUUGCCUUCUCUAGCUUUGCUCUGCCCUUGAGCUCUGAGAAUUGUGUGUAAGAAGGCCAAAGGGGGUUGGGGAGGCCCCACCUAGGGUCUGAGAGCUGUUUAUCUUCCUCCCCUGCUGAGCUAGGCCUGGAAUCGGGAAGGCUGGUAUGAUUUAUUUGAUGGGAUUCGUGGAGCUCAGGGCUGGUGAAACCAUGACCAGGUCUGGGAGCAGCAGACCAAAACCAAGCAGCCCCCUAUUAAGUGUAACAAAUAGUUGAACAAACUCCGGCGGCAGACAAAGACGUUACUACCUCCCUCCCUUCCAUCCCCUAGUAAUUCCUCUUCGGGAGCUGGCUCUUAGGGGAGUCUCUGCUCCAUCUGCCCCUUCUAGGUUACAAGUAAAUCACUGUCAAGGGCCGGCCAGGGGAAGGAUUCAAUUAAGGUCCUGUGCCGCCUCCUUUGUUUUUCUGCCUGCUGUUGUGGGCUUGGAGCUGUGUCAUUUGUUAUCAAAGGAGGGGAUAACCCUGUGUCUCCGAUCUAAUUAAACCUCCUCGGCUGUGUUCUCCGGCAGGUGUGCAGAUGGGGUUGGCCAGUGCCACCCCACGUAGUUCCCCCCGGGGAAACAGCCAGGUCGUGCUACUGGGUCCAGGAUUGGUCUCUCCCUGCUCCCCGACCCUGAUUAGGGAAGGUAACCCUCUUAGGAACAAGGCUGCAUUGCAGAUUCCUUCAAAUUUUUAAUUUUUUCCUCUGUUUACUGGACCAUCUCCCUGUCCCUCAUGUCUGGCAGUAAGAUUUGGGGCUUGAGACGUUUCAGUGGUAAGCUACUUACUUUGCUAGCCACACUUGCAGUUUAAUUGAAGGCGUAAAGUCUUGGUUUGGGACACUCCUUCAGGGCCCUCAUAGGAGAAGUGACAUGGAUCCCUCCUGCCACCUGGUGUGGUCAGCCACUUGGGGUGGUGUUUUUAAACCACACAUUUGGGUGUGCCCUUGAUUGCAGAGUGCUGUCUCAAAACCUGAGUAAAACUUGAGGGUUUUUUUUUUUUUUUUUUUUUUGACCUCUUGGGAAGUUAUUGUAAACUACACUGGACAAUUCAUCUUGUGACCUAAUUUUUACAGUUGAAUUGUAUUUGAGCAGUCUGCAACCAUAGUCAUCCUUGGGUGUUUUGGAUGGAGAUUUCUAAAGCAAAGCAAGAAAAUUUGAAAGAUUUUCUUGUAUAUUUACUUUUUUUAGGCAUGGAAGUUGUGGCCAUAAGUCUUAAGAGUUCAGAUCUUCAUAGCACCUCACUCAGCAUGGAACCCUUUCCUGAGCAGGUCCUCAGCUGUGUCCUUGAGUUUGAUAGUGGCGCCGCACAGGUGCUGUCCCUGUGAUUGUAAGGACGAACCACAUUCGAGCCCUGGUCUGGGACUUGGGAAGAAAAUUGAUCCUCUGUUGGAAAUUAGAUCUAGUUUCCCUUUCAUGGCCUCCCAGCUAUGUGUUUAUAUUCCCUUGCCCAUGGAAAGGCCGCAUAAGGUAAACGUGGGGUAGAGACCUUUGGGAGGCCAGACCCGAUCAGGUUUGGGUUAGUACAGGUGGAAGGUGUUGAGCACUCUGCAGAGUAAGAGGAAAGAUAAUGGCACUUGGGCUGGCAAGCUCCUUUUUUCCAGCUCCUGCAUCCCUGUAUCUUUCUUCUGACCCCCCAAGUCUGCACUCACUGAGUGACUUGUCUUAUUACAAAUGAGGUGUGCUUGGGGGUUUGGGCUCCAAAGAAAAACUGUAAAAUCCAACCCAGGAAUAAAUAGCAUUUUCUCUUUAGAGAGGGUUUUUGGUAAGGGGACUUAAAAAUGAACGAGCUCUACUCCAGAUGCUGCUGUCUGGAGCACAGUGGCAGUGGUUCUACAAGUUACCAAGAGAUGGGAACUCCGCAAACUCCGCAAGACGUAGGGACAGGACAGUUCUUAGGCGUCUGAUGCUUAAAGUGAAAACUACCCCGAAAGGGCUCCAGGAAAGGGGAAUCAAAACAAUUCUUGGUUCUUUCCUAAAGAUGGCAGUGUUGUGGAGAAGUGAUUUUUCUUUGUUUUUAAUGCCCUGGAGAUGGCUACAUCUAGCACUUUAGGGAAAAAUAAGUAUAUUUAAUAACUUUUGUUUCUCUUAGGAAUCAGACUUUAGAACAGUUUUGUACUGUGAAUUACGAAUGCUCUUUGAAGGGAAGAAAUAUCGAUUCCAACAUUCUUCAGAAGCUGUGGCAGGGAUAAGCAGGAUAUCGACUGGAAUAUAUGCUAAAGGAAACCAGACAAAUUCUAUUUUCUUACUGAGGAAAUAUUUUAUUGAGACUGCUUAUGUAUUUCAAAGGAGCCCACAACUUCAGCUACCCAAUUUUUUGUAUUGAAAGAACCCAUACUUUUUGUAGCUUUUAUUCCUCAUUUAAUUUAAAGUGACUUGAACACUAAAUGCCUCUCAAAACACUUUAUCCCACACUUUAAGAAAGUUUUUAGUUUUUUGAAAGAUGACACUUCAGUGGUUAACCUUCUCCUGUGUUUGUUUGGUGCUUUUGACCCUGGUAGCACCGUGGGACAACACCACAACCACAUGGAAACAUAUUUUUUGGAAGCAGAACUUUAAUUUUUUAUGACAUAUGCUAUGGAGAGCUAAGAAAAUUUAAAGACUACUUGUUUUCUAUUUUUUUUUUUUUUCUUAAAAAAAUGGGAUCCACUGUGUUGAAAACUCUUGAUAAUUAUGUGCUUAUCUAACCAUUUUUUUUUAUAAAUUAGAGUACAAUCUAGCCUGAUCAUGGUCAUAAAAUAAAUUUGGAAAGUUAGAUUUCAUUUGUUGAGUUUUUUGUUUUUUUUUUUUAAAUCAGAGUAACUAUAAACUUGACUGGUUUAUUCAGUUUUUCAUUAUAUUUUGUUCUUAGCUAUAACUUGUGACCCAUGGAAAAUUAUAUUAACUUGCAGGAUAGACUUCAGUGCAUUUUAUUUACCAAUGAAUUGUAUAAACUUUAUUUUUCUUGAAGGUUGUAUGUUAAAUCAAAGUUAUGUUCUUAUACUACUUCUUGAGAAGGAAGUUCAAAUUUGAAAUUGUAUCAUUUCCUUCAAAAUGAAGGGCAGUGCUUAGUUAAAUAAAAGAUUGAUGAUAUCUUUUAAACCA